CACUCGCUUUUAUAGUAAAAAAAUUUUUUGUGCUUGCAACACGACCGGGUAACAUCAGAAGUUUGGACUUUAUUAACAAAUCAACUUGUUAGGGUCAGAAUGGCCAGCUUAGCUUUUCAAGCCUAUAUAUCCAGGGAACUAUGUUUAAGAUAGCUAUAAUAGCGUUUUACUGUGUGCUACUGUGCGCUGCUGUAUCAAUUGGGUUUGUUGGACAGUUUGUCAACGUUCCAGCGGAGGCUAUUCAAAGCCAGAAUGAGCCUUUGAAUAAAGACAACCGAGUCUUGAACGGUUUGAACUACCAAUCGAGGUUUGAUAUCAGUUUAUCUUCUUUGGAAAAGAACUAUGAUUUCAAAGUUGACAAGAGCGUACUUAACAAACAAUACAAAUUCAAAUUUGACGAUUUGACUAGUGGAGAAUAUGAGUUGAUUGUCAGUUCGUACGAUUUCAACCUAGCAGGUAAUAGGUAUCGGGUCAUUGUCAAUGAAACUGAGCAAGCUGUCAAUGUAUACAAGGAUGAUCUACUUGCCAAUACUUAUAAUGAAACAUCGGUGCAGGCCGUUGAUUAUAUCCAUCCAUUGGUUAUCGAAGUUGUUGAUUUCAAACAGUAUUAUGAACAGCAGCUGGGAGGGGUUGCCGAUAUAAUCUUGAGCAGUCCCUUUGGAUUUAUCUUCAAGAACCGUGUUUACACUAUGAUGUUUAUCGUCAUGGGUGCUACAAUAGUUGCACCAUACAUAUUGCAGUAUAUAAGUCCUAAUUUUGCUGAAGAGUAUAAUAGAAUCAAGGAAGAAUCUGGACAAGCGAAAACAUCCGAUCCCGGUUCAGCCCAAAUUGCACCAAUGCAGAAUCUUUCGAAUAAGCAGGCCAAAGCUUCACAAGGGAGAGUCAGACAACGUAAAUGAUGUAAUUGCUUUAAUAAUAUACGACUCAAUAUAUGAUUUUUAGUAGAAGUUUGC
This is a messenger RNA of Hyphopichia burtonii NRRL Y-1933, 953 nucleotides long. RefSeq lists its product as uncharacterized. The transcript has a single exon. The record is from RefSeq and is a predicted model, not a curated record. The coding region runs from base 141 to 899 and encodes 252 amino acids. Lineage: Eukaryota; Fungi; Ascomycota; Pichiomycetes; Serinales; Debaryomycetaceae.